This is a messenger RNA of Fusarium venenatum, 195 nucleotides long. NCBI's taxonomy places the organism in Eukaryota, Fungi, Ascomycota, Sordariomycetes, Hypocreales, Nectriaceae. The record is from RefSeq and is a predicted model, not a curated record.
AUGUGUCACAAGAGGGUUGAAAUAUGCGUGGCCUGCGGCUUUGACGCGAAGGUUAAGGCCAUCAAGUGCAGGGACGCACCCGAAGACAUCCACAAACGCAAGGAUUUCGUGGAGGAUCUCAUCGAAGGGAUCAGUCAUUGCAAGUCUUGCGCUGAUGUCAUUCCUGGCGAGAUUCCACAUUGGGCCCGAUUCUAA